Molecule: messenger RNA, 2466 nt
Organism: Nilaparvata lugens (brown planthopper)
Lineage: Eukaryota; Metazoa; Arthropoda; Insecta; Hemiptera; Delphacidae
Exons: 2
Coding region: 247-933 (228 amino acids)
Source: RefSeq, a predicted model, not a curated record
GAACGGCCUGAAGAUUUCAUUUGAUGCAGAAACAACACCAGUCAUUGACUUGUGUUGUUUCUGUGCUUAACAGCUGAUAGAGUGGUCACAUGUCAAGCGCUGCAUGCGGCGUCGCACGCUUAUUCUUAUUAGCAUUUAGCAUUGAGGUUAUGUUUGUUUACAACUAAUAUUGUUCAAGUCUUUGUGAUUGCUUCAUUAAAACUUCUCUAUUGAAAUAAAAGUUAUAUCUAAAGUAAUACAUGUAGUAUGGCUGAUGAGGGAAUUGAGCAAUAUAGUAACAAAAGAAAGAAGGGAUCUACUAAUCCAUCUGAAUACAAAAGGAAUGUUGUCAAAAAAGCAAGAGUCAAGGGUGCAGCUUACGUCAAUUGGAAGAAUCAACAACAACCUGAAAUAUCUCAGGGAGCUGAUUGCAAAUGUAAACGUCGCUGCUAUGAUUUAAUCAAUGAAGAGGUUCGAAACAUGAUUUAUGCCAAGUUUAGGAGCUUUGAAACGAAAAACGAGCAGGACAGCUACCUUCAAAGCUUGAUCUCAGUUACUCCAGUAAAGCAACGUCGUCGUAGAAAAGACCAAGAUGAAUCAAAACAACCGGACAGAGGAGCCAUUGAUGUUUAUGAAAUUUCAAGUGUUAGUGGAAAAUACCAGGUAUGUAAAAAAGCCUUUGCUAACAUUCAUGGUGUAUCUUAUGAACGGAUUCGACGUCUGAAUCUACUAUUGUCCCUAGGAAAGCCACCACAAGACCAGCGUGGGAAAAAUAAAUCUGGGAAUGCUAAACCUGGUCAUUUCAUUGACUCCAUAAAGCAGCAUAUUUCUUCAUUUCCAAGCAAAGUGGCUCAUUACUCAAAAAAUGAGACUAAUUAUUUGAGUGAGAAAUUGAAUCUCCUGAUAAUGUAUAACCUCUUCAAAGAGAAGCAUCCUGAAUUAGGUCAAGUAUAGUUUUUAUAGAAAAAUUUUCCUGGAAAACUUUUCUCUCAAAUUUGGUCGUCCACAGGUUGACACAUGCGGUACAUGUGAGGCACUUAAUGUUAAAAUAAGAAACAGAUUUUUGAACGAUGCUGCAAAAAGAGUACAUGCAGCAGAAAAAAUGGUGCACAUCCGUAAAAGUAAGAAGUUUUUCAAAAAAAUAACAGAAAUCACUGAUUUAGCAAAACGUGAUCAUUCUGUGGGUGCUAUCUGUAUAGAUUACAUGCAGAAUUUGCAGCUUCCCACCAUACCAGUACAAGAGACAUUUUAUUUGAGGCAGUUAACUGUAUCUGUUUUCUGUAUUCAUAAUUUGAAAAAUGAUAAAGUGAAGUUUUUUGUUUACCAUGAAGGUAUGGCCACUAAAGGUCCAAAUGAGGUGACAUCUUUCAUUAUGCAAUACCUUGACACUUCGAUGGUUGGAGUAAAAGAUCUUCACAUUUUUCUGAUGGUUCUGGAUCGCAAAAUGAAAAUCACACACUUCUGCGAGCUAUGUCAGCCUUGGUUUCAUUGGGAAAAUUUAGAACAAUCAACCAAUAUUUCCCAAUAAGAGGACACACAUUCCUGCCUUGCGACAGAGAUUUUGCUGUUCUGAAGAGAAAGAUCAAGAAAUGUGACAGGAUAUACACUCUUAAACAGUGUAUUGAACUCAUCAUUGAGUCAAGUCCUAAAGAUUCAUUUAUUGUUGAAAUCCCAAAUUCUAAGAACAUUAUUGAUUAUAAAAGCUGGUGGCCAAAGUUCUAUAAAAAAAAUAUGCUGUCGAUUGAAACGAUGGGGAGACAUGUCCCUAGAGAAGAUAAAGUGAAUUUGAAGAUUAGCAAGUUCAUGGAAUUCACGCAUUCAUAUUCUAAUGAAGGAACUGUUUCAGCUCAUCGCUAUAUUGAUGGACUUGAGAGCCACACUUUUCGCUUACGGAACACAUAUUCAGAUGUUAUCACUCUCCCAGACGCAGUAGCCUACCCAGAAGGAUUUAUUCCCAUACUCCACACCAAAAUAAGUGACAUUAAGAAGCUCAAGGACUACCUACCAAAUGAAGAAGAAAUACAGGACUUUUAUAAUGAAAUAUUUGCUUGGCCGACCUGUGAAAGAGAACCUCUUGCCAAUAAUGAUGAUUAAAGUAGCAAAAAGGAACUUUAAUUUCCAUUGAAACUGAUCUAUUAUAUUUUUUAAUUUUACUUUCUAUUAUACUUGACAAAAUACAUCAUACAUUUAUAUAUAAAACUCAGUUUCAUUGAAGGAAUAUCCCAACUUACAAUGCUAAAGAUAGUUUAUUGCAGAAACAACAUAAGUCAAAUACUUUUAAAAUACCAUAAUACCACUUAUAUUUCAAUAUUUUUUCUGGAUUUUACAUUUAUUCAAUCCAAGCAACCUAGAGAUAUGAUAUACAUUUUUUUCAAAUUUUUAUUUUAAUGGGUUCAUAGUCUAUUUGGUUUUUUCUGAUUUCCCAAAAGUUGAUGAUUGGUGACUUAUGUUGUUUCUGAAAUAAACUAUUCAUUUGUGGAACGAGCG